GACAACGUAUGCCUUUUCCUAAACCUGGCCAAUGACCCAACAAUUGAGAGGAUUAUCACCCCGCGUCUGGCACUCACAGAAGCCGAGUACCUUGCCUAUCAAUGUGAGAAACACGUCUUGGUGAUCCUGACAGACAUGAGCUCCUACGCGGAAGCCCUGCGAGAGGUAUCAGCGGCCCGGGAAGAGGUACCUGGUAGGAGAGGGUUCCCCGGGUACAUGUACACAGAUUUGGCCACCAUCUAUGAGCGAGCCGGCAGAGUGGAGGGCAGAACCGGCUCCAUCACACAAAUCCCCAUCCUAACCAUGCCCAAUGACGAUAUCACUCACCCCAUUCCUGACUUAACUGGGUUCAUCACUGAAGGACAGAUCUACGUAGACAGACAACUUCACAACAGACAGAUCUACCCCCCUAUC
Messenger RNA from Staurois parvus, 414 nucleotides. Lineage: Eukaryota; Metazoa; Chordata; Amphibia; Anura; Ranidae. The record is from the annotation of a GenBank genome assembly.